AUGAAGUAUCGUAUUCAUGUUGUAAUUGCCUUUCUUUUAGUUUCAGCCAUUAACCCAACAACAAUUGAAGCACUAUUUUUAGAACAAUUUACAAAUGAUUGGUUGAAACGAUGGUCACCAAGUGAAGCUAUUAAAGAGACAAAAGGCGGCGGUGAAGUGUUUAGCUAUGUUGGAAAAUGGGAUGUCGAAGAACCAACAGUUUUUCCUGGAAUCAAGAAUGAUUUAGGAUUAGUAGUAAAAUCUGCAGCUGCACAUCAUGCCAUAUCUGCUCUUUUAGAUCAACCUUUAGAUAACACUGGCAAAGAUUUAGUCGUUCAAUACGAGGUUAAACUUCAGAAUGGACUUGAAUGUGGCGGAGCAUAUUUGAAAUUGUUGACGUUAUCCGAGAAGGGAAUUCAAGCUGAAGAAUUUUCGGAUAAAACACCAUAUACAAUUAUGUUUGGACCUGACAGAUGUGGAGGUACAAACAAAGUUCAUUUCAUAUUUAGACAUAAAAAUCCUUUAACCGGAGAAUACGAAGAAAAACAUAUGACUAGUGCUCCUAGUGCUAAAAUAACUAAACUCAAUUUUGAACCUGCAGUUAACCCACCACAGGAAAUUGACGAUUCAAAUGAUAAAAAACCUGAUGACUGGAUUGAUGAUCCAAAAAUCGAUGAUCCAGACGCAAAGAAACCCGAUGAUUGGGAUGAGGAUGCACCGUAUGAAAUCGAUGAUGAGGAUGCGGUAAAACCAGAAGGAUGGCUUGACAAUGAACCAUUGACAAUUCCUGAUCCAGAAGCCAAAAAGCCCGAUGAUUGGGAUGAUGAUGAAGAUGGUGAUUGGGUAGCACCAACCAUAACAAACCCCAAGUGUGAGGAAGCUCCAGGUUGUGGUGAAUGGGUUAGACCAAAGAAAAAAAAUCCCGAUUAUAAGGGUAAAUGGUUCCCACCAAGAAUUGACAAUCCUGCUUAUAAAGGUCCAUGGGCGCCAAGAAAAAUUCCAAAUCCUGAUUAUUUUGAAGAUUUAACUCCUUCUAACUUUGAAAAAAUCGCUGCUGUUGGUUUUGAAUUAUGGACCAUGCAAAACAAUAUUUUAUUUGAUAAUAUUUAUAUUGGACAUUCUAUUGAAGAUGCUGAAAAAUUAGCCGAGGAGACAUGGUCAAUAAAAUACGAAAUCGAGAAGAAAGCAGAAGAAGCACAAGUACCACCAAUCGUUGAUACCGAUAAACCAACUUCAUUCACCGAGGAUCCUUUCAAAUACUUACAAAUACACGUAAACGAAUUUAUUAAUAUAUUAUUCGAAGAUCCUAUCGAAGCAGUCAAAACUAAACCUGAAGUUGCAGGCGGUCUUGCAGCAGCAGUUCUUUUCCUUUUUUCACUAAUUGGAAUUUUAAUGAAUUUAUUGGCACCAUCCAAAAAGAAAUCUGGUCUUCAUAAGAAGAAUGAUGAACCAACACCUGAUGAUGUGGACGCUAACAGGAGAUCGGCAAAGAGACCUCCGCAAGACAAUUAA
Messenger RNA from Entrophospora sp. SA101, 1491 nucleotides. The record is from the annotation of a GenBank genome assembly. NCBI's taxonomy places the organism in Eukaryota, Fungi, Glomeromycota, Glomeromycetes, Entrophosporales, Entrophosporaceae.